Asparagus officinalis (garden asparagus) is the source of this 2165-nucleotide messenger RNA. RefSeq names its product heat shock 70 kDa protein 8. Gene Ontology annotation, molecular function: ATP-dependent protein folding chaperone; heat shock protein binding; ATP binding. The transcript is spliced from 2 exons. NCBI's taxonomy places the organism in Eukaryota, Viridiplantae, Streptophyta, Magnoliopsida, Asparagales, Asparagaceae. Bases 171 to 1898 code for a protein of 575 amino acids. Gene Ontology annotation, cellular component: cytoplasm. The record is from RefSeq and is a predicted model, not a curated record. Gene Ontology annotation, biological process: cellular response to unfolded protein; protein refolding.
AACGAGACUGAGCUCCUCGUUGUCGAACAGUCGAAGUCCCCACUCGGUCUCUCCAGAACAAACCCGGCCUUUCUCUCCCCUUUCCCCUUUUUUUAUAAGCGUGUUCGAAAACGUCAGCUUUAAUCUGAGGGUCGAAGCUCGCUCACUGAUUCUCUCGUCUACAGGAAACGAUGGCUGAGCCAGUUUACACAGUUGCAUCAGACAGUGAAACUACCGGCGAAGACAAACAUCAACCUCCCUUCCCUGACCUCGCAGUUGGGAUCGACAUUGGAACAUCAAAAUGCAGUGUCGGAAUAUGGAAUGGUUCUAGAGUUGAACUCCUUAGAAACACUCGGAACCAAAAGCUAAUGCGCUCCUAUGUCAUGUUCAAAGAUGAAGCCCCGUCAGGAGGAAUCAGCGAAGAGCUUCCUCAUUCCGAGCAAGAAAUAUUUUCUGGAGGUGCAGUUUUUAACAUGAAACGGCUCAUUGGUAGAAUCGACACCGACCCAGUAGUCCGUGCCAGUAAAACCCUACCUUUCUUAGUACAAACCCUCGAUAUUGGUGUUAGACCAUUCAUCGCAGCUCUAGUUAACGGUGUUUGGAGGUCAACUACGCCGGAAGAAGUUCUUGCAAUAUUUCUAGUUGAACUUAAAGCAAUGGCUGAGAUCCAGCUCAAACGUCCUAUAAGGAACGCAGUAUUGACUAUUCCUGUCUCAUUUAGUCGAUUUCAACAGACAAGGAUCGAGCGAGCUUGUGCAAUGGCUGGACUUAAUGUUCUCAGGUUGAUGCCAGAGCCCACAGCAGUGGCUCUUAUCUAUGCUCAGCAGCAGCAGCAGCAGCAAAUUCAGGAUAAUACGGGGAGUGGAAUUGAGAAGGUCGCAUUGAUCUUUAACAUGGGUGCAGGUUAUUGCGAUGUUGCCAUCACUGCUACUGCUGGUGGAGUUUCUCAAAUGAGAGCUCAAGUAGGAAGUGCAAUUGGGGGAGAGGAUAUGCUACAAAACGUGUUGCGAUAUCUUGUGCCGGAUUUUGAGAAUUUGAGUUCGAAGAAUAAUGUCAAUAAUAUAAGUUCGAUGGGGGUUCUUCGUACUAUAGCUCAAGAUGCAAUUCAUAAGCUUUCUUUCCAAGACAGUGUCCAAAUCAAUGUGGAUUUGGGAGAGGAGUUGAAAGCCUCCAAGUCAUUGCAUCGCACAGAGUUUGAGCAAGUUAACUCUCUGGUGUUUGAGCAGUGUGAGAAACUUGUGGCUCAAUGUUUGGCUGAUGCAACGUUAGUUGCUGAAGAUAUAAAUGAUGUUAUACUAGUAGGAGGCUGCUCAAAAAUCCCAAAAAUUAGAAACUUAGUGUUGGGAUUAUGCAAGAGAGAUGGUUCGUCCCAGGGUAUCGAUCCUUUAGAGGCAGCAGUCGUUGGAGCUGCUCUCGAAGGAGCAAUCACUUCUGGGAUCAGCGACUCAUCCGGGAGCUUGGACUUGCUGACAAUCCAAGCUACUCCUUUGAGCCUCGGAAUCCGUGCAAAUGGCGAUGGAUAUGCUACGAUCAUACACCGAAGCACCGCGAUACCUGCAAGAAAGGACAUGCUGUUCACAACGGCGAAUGAUAAUCAGACCGAGGCAUUGAUUGUUGUGUAUGAAGGAGAAGGGAAGAAGGCUGAAGAGAAUCAUAUUUUAGGGUAUUUCAAGCUUAUGGGGAUUCCUCCGGGGCCAAAGGGCUCGGUUGAGAUCAGUGUGUGUAUGGAUGUUGAUGCUUCGAAUGUUCUCAGGGUUUUUGCUGGGGUUCUUGUGCCCGAAAGUCAGCAAGCAGCCUUGCCUUUUAUCGAGGUGAGGAUGCCAAUGGUUGAUGACGGGCAUGGUUGGUGUGUGCAAGCUUUGGUUAAAUUGUACGGGCCUGCUCUUGAUUUGGCUACUAUACCUAAAAAAGUGCAAUAGGUGCGUGCGCAUUUGAUGUUAUUGACAGUUUCUUAGAUGAUAUCGUUGAAGAAUGGUUUCUUUAAUUUGUAGUAGGCAGAGGGGAGUCCGAUGUCGAUAUGCGUUUGUUGUAGUGCUGAUCGCGCUUGCGUAUGUUUGAGGGAUGGUUUGUAAAAUGUCACAAUAAAGGUGUAGUUUCUCUUUUGUGUGCGCUCUUUGGUCUGGUACUUCCAUUUUCUUUUCUAAAUGCAUGCAUGCCAGUAAACAUUUGAUUGUGCAUCUUUAUUU